Messenger RNA from Sphaeroforma arctica JP610, 156 nucleotides. RefSeq lists its product as hypothetical. NCBI's taxonomy places the organism in Eukaryota, Ichthyosporea, Ichthyophonida. The annotation marks the transcript as partial. The record is from RefSeq and is a predicted model, not a curated record. The transcript has a single exon.
GACGAUCUUGCGGCUGCCGCGCUGUUCGUCGCUAUGCAGUGCGAUGUGGGCCAAGAUAUCAACCCAUGGGUACGACAUUUCGUACGAGAAUACGGUAUUCGCGCACCACAACUCCUUCGUCGCAUGACAUACCUUUUUGGUUCCAUAGUACCGUGA